Messenger RNA from Fusarium subglutinans, 378 nucleotides. RefSeq names its product gmc oxidoreductase. Gene Ontology annotation, molecular function: oxidoreductase activity, acting on CH-OH group of donors; flavin adenine dinucleotide binding. NCBI's taxonomy places the organism in Eukaryota, Fungi, Ascomycota, Sordariomycetes, Hypocreales, Nectriaceae. The record is from RefSeq and is a predicted model, not a curated record. The transcript has 2 exons. Bases 1 to 378 code for a protein of 125 amino acids.
AUGAACACGAGGCUGGUCCAAACCAAUGCCAUGAAAGAACUCAUACCCGAAGCGGAAUCGGCGUUUGAUACUACAGAUCACGAGACGCUGAUGAAGCAUGUCAUGGAAAAGAUCACGACAGAGAGACAUCCUUCAGGCACAGCAGCUAUGAUGCCUCUUGAUCUAGGAGGAGUUGUCGACCCUGAGCUCAAGGUGUAUGGCACAUGCAACUUGCGUAUCGCUGAUGCUAGUGUUAUGCCCCUGAUUCCAUCAGCUCACCUACAAGCCAGUGUCUAUGCCAUUGCUGAAAAGGCGGCCGACAUGAUUAAAUCAGCCAAAUCGGAUUGCCGUAUUGGAGAACGACUUCCUUUCCCGCCUAGGUCGCGAACAACCGUUUGA